Paracoccidioides brasiliensis Pb18 is the source of this 873-nucleotide messenger RNA. RefSeq lists its product as uncharacterized. The record is from RefSeq and is a predicted model, not a curated record. Gene Ontology annotation, molecular function: methyltransferase activity. The transcript has 6 exons. The coding region runs from base 1 to 873 and encodes 290 amino acids.
AUGGUAUUGGAUGAAGCCUUCCUUGAUCUGGUCAUAUAUGAAGGGAGGGAGUUUCAAAAGUAUGCUGUUGAAAAUGGUAUUUAUUUUGGGCCUGUUGACGAUGAUGAAAUAGAGAGGCUGGAGGUACAGCAUCGAGUUCUCAGCAAAAUUUUUGAUAAUCGAUUGAUCUUUCCACCAGUGCUCAGACUACGACGAGUCCUCGAUUGUGGCUAUGGGAACGGAGCUUGGGCGGUCGAAGUUGCUGAACAAUAUCCGUUUUGUGAAGUUAUUGGAGUAGAUAUAUCGCCACACAUGAAACCUGAUGACACCCCUGAAAAUCUCUGGUUGCAGGUUGAUGAUUUAAACCGAACCUUCACAUUUCCGCCAAACCACUUCGAUCUAGUUCACUCCAGACUUAUCGCAUCUGGAUUGAAUAGCCAGCGAUGGCCAAGAUACAUUCAAGAUAUAAAAAUGACGUUAAGACCCGGCGGUUGGGUACAAAUGGCUGAACUAUAUCUCAAUGUUCAAUCCGAUAACGGGACUCUCACUGAUGCUCACGCCCUGAGACAGUGGAGUUUGAAAUAUGCUCGAGCAAUCCAAGACGUCAAGGACCCUCGAGUUGGAAUGAGGCUGGGGCAAUUUUUGUCAUCAGCCGGUUUUGUCAAUGUUGAAACGAAAUUGUUAAAUAUUCCGUUAUCUCCCUGGUCAAAUGAUGUGCGAAUGAGGGAGGUCGGAGCUAUGAAUAGGACCAAUGUCCAUAAGCUUCUUGGCUCGUUGGCGUUGUAUCCACUGAUGGAGCGAUUACACAUGACCCGGGAGGAAUUCGAAGUUCUCGUUGCGCAGGCUCGGAGGGAGGUAGAUGACCUGAGCUUUAAAGCAUACUUUCCAUUGUAA